Messenger RNA from Ceratitis capitata (Mediterranean fruit fly), 408 nucleotides. RefSeq names its product keratin, type II cytoskeletal 2 epidermal-like. The record is from RefSeq and is a predicted model, not a curated record. NCBI's taxonomy places the organism in Eukaryota, Metazoa, Arthropoda, Insecta, Diptera, Tephritidae. The coding region runs from base 1 to 408 and encodes 135 amino acids. The transcript has a single exon.
AUGAAAUCUGUAACAAUUUGUGCACUUUUCGUCGUCUUAUGCGCCUGCUUUACCCAGCAGAGCUUUGCUGCGCCUGUGGAGCUGGUGGAAAUGCCUGUUAUCGAGUUGUCUGCCGCACCAGAAAUAGCACCUGUUAGUCUAUUGGAUAUUGAAAAUGCCGAUCAAUCAGUUGUUGAUGGUGCACAAAACGGCGAUGGUGCACGCUCAGCACGUGGUCUAGGUUUACUGCUUGGUGGUCAUGGUUUUGGCGGUGGUUUAGGUGGCCUCGGUGGACUAGGCGGUCUGAAAGGCUUUGGUGGUCUUGGCGGUCUCGGUGGUUUCGGUGGUCUUGGCGGACUUGGUGGUUUGAAAGGUUUUGGCGGCGGUUUUGGUGGUGGUUUCAAACCAUUCUUCAACAAAAUAUGGUGA